GAGGGGCAGACCUUCUUCCUUCUGUCUGGGGCCCCGGUCGAUUCUUUCAGCAGGCUCGGGAGCUCCCUGACCCGCGGUCCCAGGGUGGCGUACUCGGCACCAAGCUCCGGGACCCCAUAGUUACUCGACGUCCAACCUGUACGUGCCCUCAAUUAACAUGGUGGGCGUAGCCUCCGUGGACCUCAUUUGCUCCAAUCAGGAGGCGUGGCUGUGGAGGCACGGCAGUGGCAUCAUCAGUCGGCGCGCUCCCGGCUCCGAGUAACUUCGUCCGGGGAACCCACAAAAGUGAAUAAUGAGGAGCUGGAAAGAGAUGGAGGGGACUUCUUAGCACUGGCCUAAGCAAAGGAGCUUGGCUUCUACCAUGCCACCCGGCAGAGGAAGAAAACAGUGAAGAGUGUGAGUGGACACCAGGUUGUACUUGUAAUUCAUCUUUUGCCUUUGCACAGCUAGAAAGCAUUGUGAAAUCUAUGAAGGAUACCUGGGUACAGGGCAUGGGCAUCAGAGAAUUCUAUUCCGGGGUGAGUCCAUCUACCAUAACCCUUCCAACAGCAACCCCACCGACAACCCUAUCCCAAUUCACCCUUGUGGACUAUGGAGUCUGUGUACUGUUAUUGGUGUUAUCACUUGCAAUUGGACUGUUCUAUGCACGUCGAGGCAGGGGCCAGAACACAGUCCGCCAGUUCCUGUUGGCCAACCGUAGCAUGGGCUCCCUACCUGUGGCACUUUCUCUGCUCGCAACCUUUCAGUCAGCUGUGGCCGUCCUAGGAGUCCCUGGAGAGAUCUUCCGUUCUGGCACUGAGUAUUGGUUCCUAGGCUGUUCCUACUUACUAGGUCUGAUGGUGCCUGCCCAUAUUUUCCUACCUAUCUUCUACCGACUGAAUCUCUCCAGUGCUUAUGAGUACCUGGAGCUUCGAUUCAGUAAGGUUGUGCGACUCUGUGGAACCCUAACCUUCAUCUUUCAGAUGGUGAUCUACAUGGGUGUUGUUCUAUAUGCCCCAGCCUUGGCACUCAAUGCAGUGACUGGCUUUGAUCUGUGGGGCUCAGUGCUGGCUCUGGGUAUCGUCUGUACUAUCUAUACUAGUCUGGGUGGGCUGAAGGCAGUCAUUUGGACAGAUGUGUUCCAGACAUUGAUCAUGUUCCUAGGGCAACUAGCUGUUGUCAUCGUGGGGGCUGCCAAGGUGGGCGGCUUGGGGCGUGUUUGGGAUGUGGCUUCACAGCAUGGCCGUAUCUCUGGAAUUGACCUGAAUCCAGACCCGUUUGUGCGGCAUACCUUCUGGACUCUGACUUUUGGAGGAUUCUUUAUGAUGCUCUCCUUAUAUGGAGUGAACCAGGCCCAGGUCCAGCGCUACCUCAGCUCCCGCACUGAAAAGGCUGCCAUUCUUUCCUGCUAUGCUGUAUUCCCCUGCCAGCAAGUGUCACUCUGUAUUGGCUGCCUCAUUGGUCUCGUCAUGUUUGUCUAUUACCUCGACCACCCCCUAGCACCAGAGCGAGCUCACGUCUCCUCUGACCAGAUGGUCCUAUACUUCGUGAUGGACAUCCUAGGGGGGCUACCUGGCUUACCUGGGCUCUUUGUUGCCUGUCUCUUCAGUGGUUCUCUCAGCACUAUCUCCUCAGCUUUUAAUUCACUCGCGACGGUCACCAUAGAAGAUCUGAUCCGGCCCCACUUCCCUGAAAUCCCAGAGAAGCGUGCCACCAUGAUUUCCAAGGUCCUUGCUGUACUCUAUGGCCUAGUGUGUCUGGGAAUGGCCUACAUCUCCUCCUUAAUGGGGCCUGUGCUGCAGGCAGCAAUUAGCAUCUUUGGGAUGGUUGGGGGACCUCUGCUUGGAUUAUUCUGCCUUGGCAUUUUCUUCCCUUGUGCCAACUCAACGGGUGCAGUGGUGGGUCUGCCAGCUGGACUCAUCAUGGCCUUCUGGAUUGGCAUCGGGAGUAUGAUGAGCAGCAUGACCUCAAAGACAGUGCUCCCUCCAACCAACAGCACUGGCUUCCCCUCAUAUAGAAACACUACAGUUGUCACGAUGACCACACUGAUGCCCUCAGCAGUGUCCAAGCCCACAGGACUACAGCGGUUUUAUAGUCUGUCCUAUUUAUGGUACAGUGCACAUAGUUCCACCACAGUCAUCAUUGUGGGGCUGCUUGUCAGUCUCCUCACUGGUGGAACAAAGGGCCAGCCUCCAAACCCUCGGACAAUUUACCCAGUGUUACCACGGUUAUUUGCCCUCCUGCCCACCUCCUGUCGGGAUCGUCUACCCUGCCAAGGCUAUAGCCAAGAUCUCUCCUAUAAGACAGAUAAGAUACCAGAGAAGAUGAGCAAUGGAAUGCUGGCUGGCUGUGGGGAAGAAGUGGCAGUACCUGAGCAAGGCCACAUCCAAGAGGACCAUGGUCAUGCCUUCAUACUACAGGAGACAUCACUGUGACCCGGGAGCAGAACAGAAUUCUUUGGCUCUCAUUCUCCCUCUUCCCAGGAGGCAAACGCAUCAACCCUCUCUCCCAGUAGACCAAGAGCAAGCCUGUGUCUGUUCCAGUGGGGUGGGUGGGGAGGGGAUAUUUGAUCCUGGUGACCCAGUAUGUACCAAAGGCCCAUCUUACCAUGACACACCCUACACAAUAGCUGGAGCUAUGAUUUCCUGUCAUUCACCAUCUUGUUAUUUCUGAUUAUUGUUGGGCUUUUUCUCAUGCACUUAAGAAGAAAGAAGCCUAUAAACAGAAGAGGAGCCAAUAUAUCUUCCCCAGAGAAGGAAGGCCUUCUUCAGAGAGAUUCAAAGGGAUCUCAUGGAAGACUAAUUGAACUUAAAACCCUCCAUUUCCCCCCCAACCCCAAUUCCAUGCACCAAUCCAGGACCUUGGUGUCAGGUUGCUAAUGGCCUAGCCCCAACCUAAGUACAGUGCCCACAAGACACUGGGUUCUCCAGACAGAGGUUGAGAAGAAACCACGGUCCCCAGAAGCUCCCACUGGUGGAAAACUUGGCUAUUUUGCUCCUGUUGUGAAUCAGAACUAAAGGGUUUAUUAGACCCUUUUAAACUAGUAGAGGAAGCUUCUAGCACACUCUACAGGAGCAUGUAGGGCUAGGACAGGCUCUGACCAAAAGCAGAAGCAAAGAGCACUGACUAAGCUGGCUUCUUCCUGCCCACUGACUGAUCUUGGUCUCGUGCCAUUUGUCCUGAUUGAGCUACUGCACUGGGCCCAUUCUGCCUCUUGUUGAGGCUUUGUCACAUACCCGUUUGCCCUGCGGAAUACAGUUCUUUUACCUGGA
Messenger RNA from Dromiciops gliroides (monito del monte), 3251 nucleotides. It is a transcript of the gene SLC5A6, whose product is annotated as solute carrier family 5 member 6. Gene Ontology annotation, cellular component: membrane. Gene Ontology annotation, biological process: sodium ion transport; pantothenate transmembrane transport; biotin transport. The transcript has 17 exons. Lineage: Eukaryota; Metazoa; Chordata; Mammalia; Microbiotheria; Microbiotheriidae. Gene Ontology annotation, molecular function: sodium-dependent multivitamin transmembrane transporter activity. The record is from RefSeq and is a predicted model, not a curated record. Bases 468 to 2414 code for a protein of 648 amino acids.